Homalodisca vitripennis (glassy-winged sharpshooter) is the source of this 892-nucleotide messenger RNA. RefSeq names its product translocon-associated protein subunit beta (gene SsRbeta). Gene Ontology annotation, cellular component: endoplasmic reticulum; membrane. NCBI's taxonomy places the organism in Eukaryota, Metazoa, Arthropoda, Insecta, Hemiptera, Cicadellidae. The coding region runs from base 212 to 808 and encodes 198 amino acids. The record is from RefSeq and is a predicted model, not a curated record. The transcript is spliced from 5 exons.
CAAUAGUGUGCUAAAACUAGAACGCCACCAAUAGUCUAAAAUGUGUUGUUGGCGGUGAGACCAAUGAAAGAAGUGUUUCUAACUGUCGUCUUGUAAGUUAGGGUAUUGGUCAACCUUCCCUCUUUUUUAAAAAGUAUUUCUAAUUUUCUCUUAGUAUAGUCGUGAUUUGUAAAUUGUCAUCAAAAGUUAGACAUUAUUAACUAAAUAAGUUAUGAUGAAAGUGGUAUCGUGUUUACUGUUUCUGGGUCUAGUGUGGGGAUGUGUGUGCACAGAGCAACAACAGGUAGAAAAUGGUGCCCGCCUUCUCAUUUCGAAACAGAUCCUAAAUAAAUAUUUAGUUGAAAACAUGGAUAUAAUUGUUAAGUACACGCUGUAUAACAUCGGAACCAGUGCCGCUCUAAACGUUGUAUUGAGUGACACUAGUUUCCAUUCGGAGGCGUUCACGGUUGUUGGAGGUCAGCUUACUGUCAAACUGGAUAGGAUUGCCCCUGCUACUAACGUGUCACAUGUUGUGGUCAUCAGACCCACCAAGUACGGUUACUACAACUUCACUGCCGCCGAGGUCAACUAUAAGCCCUCCGAGGAUGCCAACAGGGUUCAAGUUGCUGUAACAAGUGAGCCAGGUGAAGGAGUCAUUAUUGCUUUUAAAGAUUACGACAAGAAGUUCUCCCCCCAUUUGCUGGACUGGGGAGCCUUUGCUGUGAUGACUCUACCCUCUCUGGCCAUCCCCUUCCUUCUCUGGUGGUCCAGCAAGACAAAGUACGAGCAGAUCACCAAACACAAGAAAGACAAAUCAUCAAAAGACUGAACUGUUAGUUUACAUGCUACCUCUAAGUUAUAAUUUAUUUCCACUCAUUGUGUCUCGAAUAAAAUUUUUUAUACUGGGAUGGAA